Moneuplotes crassus is the source of this 3255-nucleotide messenger RNA. NCBI's taxonomy places the organism in Eukaryota, Ciliophora, Spirotrichea, Euplotida, Euplotidae. The record is from the annotation of a GenBank genome assembly.
AUGUUAUCCAGGCUAAACCCAUUUGUAAGAGGCAAAAGAUUUACCAGCUUGCUGAAGACUGCUAGAGCAACUUUCUCGGUAAAGAACCAAGCUAAGCUUGCCCAGAAAUUGGUGCAUAUCCCACACAGAAAGAUGGGCCAGAUGGAGACUGCUGAAGCUUCUCAGAAGCACGAGGCUAAAGAUUUGAUCAAGGAUACUCCAAGAGGUCUUCAGAGGAGACCAUAUGACCUCAAGGUUGGGGAUACUAUUCAUGGAUUCACUGUAAAAUCUGUUGAAGAUAUCACAGAUUUCAACAUCAAGGCAUUUACAUUAGAGCAUGAUGAGACAGGAGCCAAAUAUUUGCAUCUUGAUUCUGCAGAUCUUGAAAACGUAUUCAUGGUGAGAUUCAAGACUUUCCCAAAUGAUAGCACUGGAAUUCCUCAUAUUUUGGAGCAUCUUUCUCUGUGCGGUUCUAAAAAUUUCCCAGUCAGAGAUCCAUUCUUCAAGAUGAUCAAGAGAUCAUUGAACACUUUUAUGAAUGCCUGGACUGGUAGCGACUUCACAGGAUAUCCUUUCUCCACUUGUAACGAGAAGGACUUCGACAACUUGCUUAGAGUAUACUUGGAUGCAUGUUUCUUCCCAAAUCUUAAAAGAACAGAUUUCAACCAAGAAGGCUACAGAUAUGAAUUCGAAGAGCCAGGAAAUCCAGAUUCUGCCCUUCAAAUCAAAGGAGUUGUCUACAAUGAGAUGAAAGGUGUUAUGAGUAACGCUGACAGGCUCUUCCUCCACAAACUUAGCGAGCAUAUGUUUGAAAAAUCCUGUUAUCACCAUAACAGUGGAGGCGAUCCUAAUGAUAUCCCUCUUUUAAAGUACGAGACACUGAAAAAAUUCCACGAGGAUAAUUAUCAUCCCUCUAACUCCUACUUCAUGACUUAUGGAGAUCUUGAUUUUACCAAUAAUCUUGAGUACCUCAAUAGAAAUGUAUUCACCCAUUUCGAGAGAAAUGAGCAAAAUCAGAAGAUUGAGCUUGAGGAUAGGAGAACCUCCCCAAAAGUGAAAACUGAAUAUUUCAUGCCAGAACUUGUAAGUGAUGCUGAGACUCAAGGAAAACUUGGAAUCUCUUACCUCUGUAAUGAAGUCAAUAAAGAUAACUACGAAACUUUCUGCUUAUAUAUCAUGUCAAGCCUCUUCUUCGAUGGACCAGACACUCCAUUUUAUCAGAGUAUUAUUGAAAGCGGACUUGCUCCAGCUUUCUGCCCAGGUGUUGGAUAUGAUACUUCAACCAAGGAGGGAACCUUCACUUUUGGGGUCUCAAACAUUACUCCAUCCAAUGAAAACAUCAGGAAGAUCCAAAAAGCAAUCGAUGAGACUAUUUUACAAAUUUAUGAAGAGGGUAUCCCAGAGGAUAAAUUUGAAGCCCAGUUGCAUCAAGUUGAGCUUCAAGUGAAGAGAACAAGACAGCAUUGGGGGCUAGGUACUAUUUCAAAUAUGCUUAGCUACACUGUUCAUGAUAAAGAUCCUCUCGCUGUAUUCAAGCUGAACCAAUAUCUUGAAAGAAUUAGGAAGGAUUUCAAAGAGGGACUGUUCAGAGACUUGAUGAGCAAGUAUUUGAUCAAGAACAAGCAUAAGAUCACUCUUCACUUCUUACCAGAUCCAACAAUAGCAGAAAAAGAACAACUCAAAGAGUCACUUCUCUUGGAAGGUAUUGCAAAGAACCUGUCCAAAAGUGAUAAAGAAAGGCUUAUUAAAGAAGCAGCUGAGCUGAAAGAAGACCAAGAGGCACUUCAAGAUAUUGAGAAGCUUCCAGGACUCACUCUUGAUGAUAUCUCUCCAACUAUUGAGUAUGUUGAUUUCAAUCAAUCAAAAAUUGGAGAAGCUCCUGUAUUCUGGUUUGAACAGCCAACAAAUGGAAUAACUCAUGUUAGAGCUAAAUUUAACAUUUCUCAUCUUCCUGAAGAGCUUAAACCCCUCUUGCCAGCUUUCUGUAAAUUCUUCACUGAGGUUGGAACCAAGAAUUAUGACUAUAAGAAAUUCCAUACUUUGAUGCAAGCAACUACAGGAGGAUUAGGGCUCCAAGCAGAUGGAUUCAGUCUUUCAGCAGAUCUGGAUGAUUCUCAUGAGCAUAUUGUAGUCUCUCUUUGCUUCCUUGACAGAAAUGCUGAUAAAGCAAUGACGUACUUCUCAGAAAUAUUAGCAACUCCAAAUUUUGACAAUAAAUCCCAGCUUUCAGAUCUGAUUAAGAAUUCAAGUGUUGAAGUAGCCAAUAAUAUUGGGAACAACUCUUUAGACUACGGACUCUCCUUUGCUUCAUCAGGGUUGAAGAAAUAUGCAAGAAACAUGGAGAAGCUCAAAGCAGACUUAUUCUUCUGCCAGCUUGGCGCUGAAGUAUUGAGCACUUCAAGCCCAAAAGGCAUCUAUGAAGACCUCAUCUACAACCUCACAGAUCUUGCCUCUUACAUCAUAAGAGAAGAGAAUGUUUCCUUCGCCGUUACAGGAGAUAAGAAGAAAUUUAGCUUUGUUGAGAUGAAACUCCAGAUGGUUAUGAAUGCUAUUUUCAAUGAAAACUCCAGAGCUAGAGAAAAGCUCAACCAUACAUUUGUUACAGAUCAAGGAAAAUUUGAGCCAAUUUACUACCAAAACUUCUUCGAGACUCCUUUGAAGGUGAACAACUGUGUCGAGUCCUUCGUCGGGCCAGGAUAUUACUCUGAUGUUUAUGCCCAUUCUUUAAUUUUGGGCAGCCUUUUGACCCAUGAAUUCUUCCUUCCAAACAUCAGAGAGAAAGGAGGUGCAUAUGGUGCUGGAGCAUCAGCAAAUGAAAGUGGAACCUUCAACUUUUACUCAUUCUGGGAUCCAAAAUUGGAAGAAACAUAUGAGAACUUUGAGAGAGGACUCCAAGCUGUAUGUGACGGAAAUUUCUCUGAGAAACAGCUAGAUCAAGCUAAGCUUGUAACCUUCCAGAAAUUAGACAAGGUUCUUGAGCCAUCUUUAAAGGGAAUGGUAAAGUUUACUAGAGGAUACACUGAUGAGCAGUUGAUUAAUCACAGAAAUCUUGCCCUAAAUUGCACUAGGGGAGACAUCCAGCAUAUUGCCGAAGCGGUGAUUAUGCCACAACUUGAGAAAGGAGAAUCUUCAAGAGUUGUAUUUGGAGCUCAAAGUGACUCAAAUGAAGGCUUAAAGACCCAAGGUUGGAAGAUCGAGAAGCCACUUGAAUUCCUCUCAAGCAGCUAUUUUGAUAAAUACAAGCAAUCUUAAAGAUUUAAAGUCUCUUUCAACAUA